AUGGUGCUUUUUUUUUCUACUGCUGGUGCAACUGUAGGAACUAAUGUAGGAACUACUGCUGGUGCUACUGUAGGAACUACUGCUGGUGCAACUGUAGGAACUACUGUAGGAACUACUGCUGGUGCUACUGUAGGAACUACUGCUGGUGCUACUGUAGGAACUGCUGCUGGUGCAACUGUAGGAACUAAUGUAGGAACUACUGCUGGUGCUGAUGUAGGAACUACUGCUGGUGCAACUGUAGGAACUACUGUAGGAACUACUGCUGAUGCUACUGUAGGAACUACUGCUGGUGCUACUGUAGGAACUACUGCUGGUGCAACUGUAGGAACUAAUGUAGGAACUACUGCUGGUGCUAUUGUAGGAACUACUGCUGGUGCAACUGUAGGAACUAGUGUAGGAACUACUGCUGGUGCUACUGUAGGAACUACUGCUGGUGCUUCUGUAGGAACUACUGUAGGAACUACUGCUGGUGCUACUGUGGACGCCGUGGACGGGGACGCCGGUGAACACGGCAAGCUGAUGUACCGUCUGUCUGGUGACGGAGUUCACGAGGACCAGCACCUGUCUUAUUUCUCUGUUGAUGCGCAUACUGGAGAACUGAGACUGCUGAGACCUCUAGAUCGGGAUCCUCCUGAAGGUAGGUCUCAGUGGCGCCUCCAGGUGAGUGCUACUGACGGAGGCGUGGAGGUGACCACUGUGGUCCACGUCAAUCUCAAAGACAUCAACGACAACGCUCCCUUCUUUCCCCAGGCCACGCUCAAUGCUCAGGUUCAAGAGAACUCUCUCCCAGCACCAAUCCAUCACCACAAUAUUGGUCAUUACAAAGAUCACCCAGCCCAUGUUCACCCACAACGAGGAUCAACGAAUAUAACCGAACUCUCCCUCUCGGAUAAUUCCUGUACAGGUACGGUGGUAGUGGAGGUGGAGGACGUGAAUGACUCUCCUCCCAGGUUCUCCAAAGAGGAGUGGAGGCUGGAGGUAUCAGAGAGUCUUACUCCAGAUCUGCCUCUGGCCUCCCUCUCGGUCCACGACCUUGACCUCCACAACAACUUCGUUUUCAGGGUGGUACCGGAAAGUGGGCGUGGGUGGCAGUUGUUCAGGGUGGACGUGGGCGGCACCGUGGGUGAGCUGUGGGCUCAAGAGCCUCUGGAUUACGAGAAUCUGGAACACAGGAGGGGAUUCCAAUUCCAAGUACAAGUCACUGAUAAGGGUGUGGAAGGGUGGAGGAACCCUGCCAACGUGGACACUAGCUGGGUGUUCCUGAAGCUGAAGGAUGCCAAUGACAACACUCCCACCUUCAGUAAUAGUUAUGCCCACGUCACCCUGGGGGAGGAGGCUGCCCCUGGAACACUCCUGGCUACCUUCCCUGCUACUGACACUGACGGGGGAGGUGAGUGCCAGGUAAAGUAUCAGAUAGCCCAGCAGAGUGACCCUCAGGGGCGGUUCAGUGUCAACGAGUCUGGUGCGGUCCACCUGGCUCGGAAUUUGGACCGGGAGAAUGCUAGCAGCCACACCGUGCAGGUCCUGGCCCUGGACGACGGUGUACCACAGCGGACCGCAACCGCAGUGCUUACAGUAAACGUGACCGACGUGAACGACAACCCUCCGUUCAUCUCCGAGCCGCGGGAGGUAUGGGUCCAAGAGAACGGCGGUGCCCAGGUGGUGGCCCGGGUCCACCUGGACGACCCUGACGACUGGGAGAGGGGGCACGGACCCCCGUUCACCAUCAGCCUCCACCCACACGUUCCCCGCCACAUUAGAGAGGCCGUUAAGGUGGAGUUUGAUGAACGAGGAGACGGUGGCCGGGGGACUGGUGUGGUCUCCACGUUAGGGUCGCUGGACCGGGAGACUGUCCCGGUACUGCUGGUACCGCUGCUGGUGGGUGACGCUGGCUCCGUCACCACCUCCGUCACCCUCACCAUCCACGUGGAUGACCUCAAUGACAACCCUAUGUCACCUGCCUCACGACACAUCCAGGCCAAUGUUCUGCAGCCCCAGGUGGAUGCUGUGCCCCUGGGCAGGGUAUACGUGAAGGAUGCGGAUGAGGAGGAUGCAUCAUCCAAGACCUACAGAUGGAUGAUCUCACAGCAUCCCUCUUUCUCCCUGGAUUCCUCUACAGGGAGUCUGGCCCUGAUGCCAGGCACCAGAGACGGCAGAUACGAGCUGGCUUUCUUGGUGAGCGAUGUCAGCCAAGGUCAGCAGGAUGUCAGCGCCAACGUCACAGUCCAAGUGAAGUCAGUGCAACAUCGUGACCUCCAGGAAGCCAUCCCACUCACUCUGGAGGCCGACCCACUCAGAGUGGUGAAGGAGCAGGAGCCGUCUUCAGUGUUGAGUCAGCUGGUGGGUGUGGUGCGGGCGUGGGUGAAGGAGAGAGAGGGUGAGGAGGAAGGCAGGGAAGGCAGAGGAGAACCAGUUAGAAGGAAAGUGGUUAGAGAGGAAGGAAGGAAGAGAAAGCAAGGGGACAUGGGUGAAAGAGAGAGAAAGAGAAGACGUUUGACCCUGGAGGGAAGAAGAGAGGUUGGCACUGGCGUGGGGGAGGAAAGAAGGGAUUCUGUGGGCGUGGACGGCGUGGGCGUGAGAGUGGUAUCCGUACAAGAACUGGAAACCACCUCAUCCACCUUCUUAACCCGCGUGUGGAUCACAUCUCCUGCCGAUGCUAAUCUCGACCUUCUGCUGCUACGUCGCAAGGAACAGCUGAGCCAUGCAAUUGGAGUGAGAGUGGUUGAUGUGGGCGUAGGAGUAUGUACGGAGAUAGGUCUUGAGACCGUGGAGAGGCAUGUCUCUGUGAGGAAUGCCUCUCACUCCUCUACCACUGAUGAUAGAAGAAGCUCUACCUACUCCAGUUCUGCUAUGCCAAGUACUCCAGUAACGAGCCAGAUAGCUACUCCAGGUACUAGCCACCAGCCUGCUACCGAGUCUACUCCAGGACCCAACGCAGAGCCUGCUAGUACCGCUGGUACACUAGCCAGGUACAGCGUGGUGGAGGCUGGAGGUACAGCAGUGGUAGGACCCAGAGUUGACCUCAUCAACCUCUGUAGCUGCCACAGGGUUGACAAGGCCCCUGAGAGAACCCACCACAAGCCAUGCCCCCAUCACACUUGCAACCAACACACCUGUCCUCAACACACCUGCGUUCAACACACCUGCAGGCCUCACACCUGUCUCAAUGGGGGUCGCUGUCUACCCACUCCCACAGGAUACAAAUGCAUCUGUCCACACGGUGCUGAUGGGUCUCGAUGUAAAAUCCUUAGCAGACACUUCGAGGGUCUUGGAGACCCAAAGACCUCCGAAAGAAGAGCCUCCGGCAGUAGGUCUCCUGCAGAGGGUGGCUGGGCCUGGCUACCGCCCCUCCCUCCCUGCCAACACCUCCACCUCAGUCUGGAGUUCCUGACAAACUCUAGGGACGCUACUCUCCUGUAUUCAGGUCCUGGUGAGGCCUCCAGGUACCCUGCAGGGGAGGGAAGGGACAUGCUGGCCCUUGAACUGCGAGAUGGGCGUCCCUGGCUUCUCCUGGACUUAGGUGCUGGUCCAGUGGUCCUCACUAUCAAUGCCACCUAUGAGGUGACUGACUCCAGGUGGCACAGACUCGACCUCACCUGGAAGGAGAAGUGGGUGGAGCUCAUCCUAGACCUGUGUGUGGGCGGCAGCAUAGACGACCCACCCACACCCACAACCACCCCCACGCCCACCCACGACGACAGCUCACCCACGGCCACGCCCACACACACCCACACCUGCAGAGGCGUCUCUUACCUACCCCAGGGAACCAAGGUGCUUAACACUGGCCACCCCUUACAAAUGGGCGGCUUGGCACACCCGCCCCCCGCCCACACCCACGCCGCCCACACCCACGCCCGGACUCCUGCCCUCGUAGCUCGACCGUUCAGAGGAUGUAUCAGGAACCUGAGGAUAAACAGAGUGCUGGCGGACUUGGGUACUCGACUCUCAUCUUACAAGAGCAGUCCUGGGUGUGCAAUUGCAUCUUGCGCCUCUACUGCCCUCUCCUGCGGCCUGCACGGCAGGUGCCAAGGAUCGCCGGGAUCACUAAGGUGUGAGUGCCAGUCAGGAUGGACGGGGCCAGGAUGUGCCAUACCUACUAAACCAGCAUCCUUCCAGCCCAACAGCUAUGUUAAGUUGGCACUCUCCUUCACACCUCUGGCCUACACCACCACCAUCAGCCUCAGGUUUCGUACACGUCGACGGGCAGGACAGCUACUCGUGAUGUCAUCUGAAGCAGCAGGAGGAAGAGCAGGAGGAGAAGGAGGAGGAGGAGGAGGAGUAGGAGUACGAGAAAUAGGAGGAAGAAGAAGAGACAAAGAUGGAGAACAAGGAGAACAACUAACACUUCACCUGUCUGAGGGAAGGUUAUGUGUAAAUCUUCACCUACAAUCCCACCUAUCCCAACACCAUCCCUUCCCCAACCACCUUCCCCUAUCCUCUUCAGCCUCCUCUUCCUCCUCCUCUUCCUCCUCCUCCUCCUCUUCCUCCUUCUCCUCCUCUUCCUCCUCCUCUUCUUCCACACUCUGCCUCACCCGUGUUCUUCUCUCAGACGGUCGCUGGCACCACGCAGCCGUGUCCAGGUACGGUGGAGCUGUGGUGUUGAGUGCUGACGAAGGUGAUGGUGACCUUUACAAUAGCUCCCUGACCUGGCUGAGGUCACCUGAAGGCUCAGGUCUCCUGCAGGUGGACGCUGAAGGUGUACUGGUGGGAGGAGCACCUCAACACCUGACUCUCAGAGCCUUCACAGUACACCGUGACUACUUUGAUGGUUGUCUGGACGACCUACGUAUCUCUGGCAGGAGUGUCCCCCUUCCCCCAGCGAUGAACACCACCAGCUGGGGAGAUGUCAGGGGAUUUCAGGGGGUGGAGAGUGGGUGUACAGGACCACCUGCUUGCUCCAACGUCACUUGCAGUCCUCCACUCACCUGCGUGGAUACCUGGAGAAGUUACCACUGCGGGUGUGAGGGAGGACGCGUUCUAGACAGCAGUGGAGCGACGUGUGUGGAGGCGGACGAGUGCUUCUGGAGGCCUUGUCUAAAUGCUGGUUCCUGCUACAACACACACCCAGGGUAUAUGUGCGCCUGCCCAGUGGGGUUCAGUGGCCAACACUGCCAGGUGCCCGAGGUAGGAGAGCCCUCAUUGAACCUCUCUUUGGGGGCGCUGCUGGCGAUCGUCGUCUGGUGUACGUUCCUCCUGCUGUUGGUGGGCGCCUUCCUUCUGCACCAACACCGUCGUUCCUCCCUCAGGAGAGGGGAAGGUGAAGUAAAGGGAUGCACCCCUCACCCACUGAGGGGACACUCUGUGGCCACUCACUGCACACCCACGCCCACGCCCAACCUGCUGGAGAUGAAGAUGGAGCGGCCUCCAAGAGCCAAUGAUCAGCCAGCCUGGAUCAGGAACCCUAACAUUGCAGAUGUAGACGUGCUACAAGUAGACGCUGCCUCCGUCACCAGCAGUAUGGAGGACCAGAAGCGCUGCAGCGCAUCCUUCAGCACCUCCGGCGGGGCGCUGCACGCUGACGGAGGGCUGCUGGAGGUGUGCAUGAGUGGAGGCUCCGGAGAGGGUAACUGCAUCGGGGUGGAUGACGGUGGAGGGUGUCGGCGUGGAGGAGGAGUGGAGGAUGGAAGUGGGAAACGUGGAGGAGGAGGAGGAGGAGGAGGACGAGGAGGAGGAGGUUGCUCGCCGGCAGGAGAUGACCUGAGGAAUUAUGCCUACGAGGGCGAAGGUUCCUCUCCUGGAUCACUGUCUUCAUGUCUGGAGAGCUGUAGCGGAAGCACUAAGCUUAUGGACGGGUUCCGUGAGGUGGCUCACCUACUGGAAUCCUGGGACCCCACCAACAGCCAAUCAGUAUCCUCCUCCACCAAAACAAACCUCAAGCGCGACACCUCUCUACCAAUCACCAACAUCCUCUGUGACGUCCAUGCCGCCAUUGGCCCACAGAGCAAGCAGAAUCAGCCAAUCAGAGAGCAGCAUCGCAACUCAGAUCCUCUCGAUACCUCAAUCCCACUGCCCAUUCCAGACCCUUCAUGUGCCUUUAUGAAUUAA
Molecule: messenger RNA, 6045 nt
Organism: Cherax quadricarinatus
Lineage: Eukaryota; Metazoa; Arthropoda; Malacostraca; Decapoda; Parastacidae
Source: RefSeq, a predicted model, not a curated record